Molecule: messenger RNA, 809 nt
Organism: Stylophora pistillata
Lineage: Eukaryota; Metazoa; Cnidaria; Anthozoa; Scleractinia; Pocilloporidae
Source: RefSeq, a predicted model, not a curated record
GGUCCACCAUAACACAAGCUAAGACUUUUAGAGGAUUGCAAGGACACCUUUAGCUACACGAUGAACUCUUUUUUGGCAUUGAUACUCUUUGCCUCUUUCUUUGUUGGCCUUCAUGCCAAUAAUCUUAAUGAUUACCUUUUUGAUGUUGAAGCAGACGAUGAGAUUCCUGAUCGACACCCAAUUGCGCAAUGCAGCAUCGAUUUGUAUGACUGCAUCAGACUUGGAAACACGACCAAACUCGAAUGUUUAAAAGAUUACAAAACCUGCAUGUCCGCGCUGAUACCAACAGCCCCGCCACCAUUUUUGCAAUGUAAAAUCGAUCUAUGGAAUUGUUUCAAAGAGGGAAACAAAGAUAACAUCGAAUGUCUCAAAGAUUAUAAAACCUGCAUUUCUGCGCUGAUGCCGACAGUACCUCCAUUUGUGGAAACCUGUUUUAACAACGCCACACAGUGUGUGAAAGAUAAAAAUACCUUAGCAAUGAAACUAAGGUGUCUUAAGGACCUUCUCUUGUGUAUCAAAAACGGAAAGCCCGAAAAAGUUGCUUUCGAUGCGAUCGAAGAAAUGGGACAGAUGGAAGACUCGAACGGUUUCCCGGCUUGAGAGUGCUUUGGCGAGGCUAAGGAGUGUUUUGGUGGUGCUCGGACUCUUAUAGAAAGGCUCAGCUGCGCUAAACAGCUCCGAAAAUGUCUCAAAAAUGGUGCGGCAACCACUUCUCUACCAUUACCAACGGAAGAAUGAUUUGAAUAGUGCUGGAAGUAGUGUUUUUAGAUGUGCCUAACUAGAAUAGAAAUACAAGAACAUUCGAAAUA